This is a messenger RNA of Striga hermonthica, 330 nucleotides long. NCBI's taxonomy places the organism in Eukaryota, Viridiplantae, Streptophyta, Magnoliopsida, Lamiales, Orobanchaceae. The record is from the annotation of a GenBank genome assembly.
AUGUCCUCGAUUAAGGAAAUAUGGGUGAAGUCUAAUCACUUAACGGGCAUGCUCCCGAGUGAUAUGUGUGAUAAUGUUUCGACUCUUGAGGUGCUUGCAUUGCGAGACAAUCAAUUGGAGGGCUCGAUUCCACCGAAUAUAGGCGAGUGCAGAGCGCUUCGGAUCUUGUGGAUAUCACUCAACCGAUUUAGUGGCGAAAUCCCAAGUGAAAUUGCAAGAUUGAGCAUGCUCGAAGAGUUGUAUUUGGGGGCUAACGAGUUUAAAGGAGGAAUUUCGCGAGAAAUUGGAAAACUUUCACGGCUACAGAUAUUAGACAUCAGCCGCUGCUAA